AUGAAGUCCAUGAUAGUCGCCGAAACCAGAAGAAGUACUCGUAAAAAAGAAAUGCUCAACAGUUCGAUUCGAUCACAGCCAUCAAGUUAUUCAAAAUCGAUCCACCACUGA
Caenorhabditis briggsae is the source of this 111-nucleotide messenger RNA. The record is from RefSeq and is a predicted model, not a curated record. NCBI's taxonomy places the organism in Eukaryota, Metazoa, Nematoda, Chromadorea, Rhabditida, Rhabditidae. Bases 1 to 111 code for a protein of 36 amino acids. The transcript has a single exon.